ACCGUCCCAACCGCUGUCUGCUGCGCUCCAGUCCUUCCAGGCUCUUCCAGGAGGAAGAAGCACUAUACAAGAGAGGAGGGUAGGGGUCCCAGUACUGAAUACCCUUGCCGGGGUUUUGACAGCUGCCGCCGUCUCUGAACUCCCAACUCGCGCCGAACCAGGUCCCUGUCAUGGGACCCCCUUCCAGCUCAGGUUUCUAUGUGAGCCGAGCGGUGGCCCUGCUGCUGGCGGGGCUGGUAGCCGCCCUCCUGCUGGCUCUGGCCAUACUCGCCGCCUUUUACGGCCGCUGCGCGCGCGUCCCACCGUCGGUGCUGCCCGGACUCGGGGACUCGGAAGCCGAGUGUUCUCCCCCUCGCAGGCAGAAACCGACGCCGACCCCGACGCCCGGCAGUGCAGACGAGCUAGCGGUGACCACCACCCCUAGAGAUGAGCGACCCCCGGGGCCCUGGGACCACCUACGCCUGCCGCCCUGGCUCUUGCCGCUGCACUACGACCUGGAGCUGUGGCCACUGCUGAGGCCCGACAAGCUUCCAGCGAGGUCUUUGCUCUUCUAUGGCCGCGUGAACAUCACGGUGCGCUGUACCAUGGCCACUGUUCGACUGCUGUUGCAUAGCGUCUUCCAGGACUGCGAGGGCGCCGAGGUGCGGGGCCCCCUGUCCCCGGGCACUGGGAACACCACCGUGGGCCGCAUACCAGUGGACAAGGUGUGGUUCGCGCUGGACACGGAAUACAUGGUGCUGGAGCUCGGUGAGCCCCUGCAACCUGGUAGCAGCUACGAGCUGCAGCUCAGCUUCUCGGGCGUGGUGUUUGAAGACCUCAAGGAGGGACUCUUCUUCAGCGUCUACACCGACGACGGAGAGCGCAGGGUCCUGAUAGCAUCCCAGCUGGAACCGACAUUUGCCAGGUUUGUUUUCCCUUGUUUUGAUGAGCCAGCUCUGAAGGCAACUUUUAAUAUUACAAUUAUUCAUCAUCCAAGUUAUGUGGCCCUUUCCAACAUGCCAAAGCUAGGUCAGUCUGAAAAAGAAGAUGUGAAUGGAAGCAAAUGGACUGUUACUACCUUUUCCACUACGCCCCACAUGCCAACUUAUUUAGUUGCAUUUGUUAUAUGUGACUAUGACCAUGUCAAUAGAACGGAAAGGGGCAAGGAGAUACGCAUCUGGGCCCGCAAAGAUGCCAUUGCAAGUGGAAAUGCAGACUUUGCUUUGAACAUCACAGGCCCCACCUUCUCUUUUCUGGAGGAUUUGUUUAAUAUCAGUUACUCUCUUCCAAAAACAGAUAUAAUUGCCUUGCCUAGUUUUGACAACCAUGCAAUGGAAAACUGGGGACUAAUGGUAUUUGAUGAAUCGGUAUUGUUGCUGGAACCAAAAGAUCAACUGACAGAAAAAAAGACUCUGAUCGCCAACAUUGUUUCCCACGAGAUUGCACACCAGUGGUUUGGAAACUUGGUUACCAUGAAUUGGUGGAACAAUGUCUGGCUCAAGGAGGGUUUCGCAUCUUAUUUUGAGUAUGAAGUAAUUAACUACUUUAAUCCUAAAUUCCCAAGAAAUGAGGUCUUUUUUUCUAACAUUUUACAUCAUGUCCUCAGAGAAGAUCACGCCCUGGUGACUAGAGCUUUGGCCAUGAAGGUGGAAAAUUUCAAAACAAGUGAAAUAGAGGAACUCUUUGACAUAUUUGUUUACAGCAAGGGAGCGUCUAUGGCCCAGAUGCUUUCCAGUUUCUUGAACAAGCAUUUAUUUGUCAGUGCGCUCAAGUCAUAUUUGAAGACAUUUUCCUACUCAAAUGCUGAGCAAGAUGAUCUAUGGAGACAUUUUCAAAUGGCCAUAGAUGACCAGAGUACAGUUAUUUUGCCAGCAACAAUAAAAAACAUAAUGGACAGUUGGACACACCAGAGUGGUUUUCCAGUGAUCACUUUAAAUGUGUCUACUGGCAUCAUGAAACAGGAGCCAUUUUAUCUUGAAAAGGUUAAAAAUCAGACUCUUCUAACCAACAAUGGCACGUGGAUUGUCCCUAUUCUUUGGAUAAAAAAUGGAACUACACAAUCUUUAGUAUGGCUAGAUCAAAGCAGCAAAGUAUUCCCUGAAAUGCGAGUUUCAGAUUCUGACCAUGACUGGGUGAUUUUGAAUUUGAAUAUGACUGGAUAUUAUAGAGUUAAUUAUGAUAAAUUAGGUUGGAAGAAAUUAAAUCAACUACUUGAAAAGGAUCCUAAGGCUAUUCCUAUUAUUCACAGACUGCAGUUGAUUGAUGACGCCUUUUUCUUGUCUAAAAACAAUUAUAUUGAGAUUGAAACAGCACUUGAGUUAACCAAAUACCUUGCUGAAGAAGACGAAAUCAUAGUAUGGCAUACAGUCUUGGUAAACUUGGUAACCAAGGAUCUUGUUUCUGAUGUGAAGAACUCUGAUCUAUAUCCGUUAUUAAAGAAGUACCUAUUAAAGAGACUUAAUUCAAUAUGGAAUAUUUAUGUAACUAUAAUUCGUGAAAAUGUGUUGGUAUUACAAGAUGACUACUUAGCUCUAAUAUCACUGGAAAAACUUUUUGGAACUGUGUGUUGGUUGGGCCUUGAAGACUGUCUUCAGCUGUCAAAAGAACUCUUUGCAAAAUGGGUGGACCAUCCAGAAAAUGAAAUACUUUAUCCAAUUAAAGAAGUGGUUUUAUGUUAUGGCAUUGCCUUGGGAAGUGAUAAAGAGUGGGACAUCUUGUUAAAUAUUUACACUAAUACAACAAAGGAAGAAGAAAAGUUUCAACUUGUUUAUGCAAUGAGCUGCAGCAAAGACCCAUGGAUACUUAACAGAUAUAUGGAGUAUGCUAUCAGCGCAUCCCCAUUCACUUCUAAUGAAACAAAUAUAAUUGAGGUUGUGGCAGCAUCUGACAUUGGCUGGUACGUGGCAAAAGACUUCUUAGUCAACAACUGGAAAGCUGUGAGUAAAAGGUAUGGAACACAAUCAUUGAUUAAUCUAAUAUAUACAAUAGGGAGAGCCAUAACUACAGAUAUACAGAUUGAGGAGCUGCAGCAGUUUUUCAAUAACAUGUUGGAGGAAGACCAGAGGAUCAAAGUUCAUACCAGAUUACAGACAAUAAAGAAUGAAAACCUGAAAAACAAGAAGCGAAGAGACAGGAUGGCUGAGUGGCUGAGGAGAAACACAUAGUAUAUCCUGCAUUGAACCACGCAUUGCUGGUUACUGAACUUUAUGGUGUCACAAAAAGACAAAUGAUUGUAGGAUCCUUGGAAGUGCACUUAGACUUGCUGUGGUGGAGGCCACAGUGGAGAUAAAGGCUCCACUCUGCAGCUCUUGAUUGUGUAUUCACCUGUGGGAUGGACAUACUUUCAGCCUAAGCAGACGAGUGACAAUAAUGAUGUCAAAAGAUG
This is a messenger RNA of Cebus imitator (Panamanian white-faced capuchin), 3364 nucleotides long. RefSeq names its product laeverin (gene LVRN). Gene Ontology annotation, molecular function: zinc ion binding; peptide binding; metalloaminopeptidase activity. Gene Ontology annotation, cellular component: cytoplasm. Lineage: Eukaryota; Metazoa; Chordata; Mammalia; Primates; Cebidae. The record is from RefSeq and is a predicted model, not a curated record. The transcript is spliced from 21 exons. Gene Ontology annotation, biological process: proteolysis; peptide catabolic process. The coding region runs from base 171 to 3143 and encodes 990 amino acids.